Molecule: messenger RNA, 1900 nt
Organism: Aspergillus novofumigatus IBT 16806
Lineage: Eukaryota; Fungi; Ascomycota; Eurotiomycetes; Eurotiales; Aspergillaceae
Product: TLC domain-containing protein
Exons: 3
Coding region: 218-1540 (440 amino acids)
Biological process (GO): ceramide biosynthetic process
Cellular component (GO): membrane
Molecular function (GO): sphingosine N-acyltransferase activity
Source: RefSeq, a predicted model, not a curated record
GUUUCAACAUCGCAGCAAUUUUUCUUCCAGUCUCUCCUUACCUUAACCCCUUCACUGUCCAAUUGGUGGCUCCAGGGUCACCUAUUCAGCUCCGCUAUCUGUUGCUUUUGUCCUUCAGAAGCCAGCCCGCUCAGCGCAGCAAAAUACGAGAAUUAGUUAUUUGUGCGCCUGAGCAAUCGAUACAUUAUCGAAACAGUCCAAUAUCAGCAAGCCCAUCAUGGCUCGUCCGCGCAAGUCCAGCCAUCUGGGAGAUAUCCCGGGUGAUACCACCGCGCCCGCCAUGUCGACCAUGAACGAGGUCAGCCCUGUGGAGGGAGAAGCUUCAAAAUGGGACAAGGCCUUGCAGAACCAGGUAAGCUCUGAAAAGGCUCUCAAAUCGCAGACCAAGCGGCGCAAAAACCGAUCGCCCCUCCGUCGGUUCAAGGACUUAUGUUCGAAACACACCUGGGUUCUACCUCUCCUGCUGAUGAGCAUAAUCCUCCUCGCAUACGCCGUUAAUCCCACGCCGGCCAAUCCUUUCCACAGCGCUAUCUUCUUGUCUUACCCACAACCUCCCAAGACCCCUGGCGGCCCGGUUAUGUACGGAAAAGGUCCCUUGGACUUUGCUUUUGUCGGCUUCUACACUAUUGUCCUGUCUUUCACACGGGAGUUUUUGAUGCAAUGCGUGAUUCGCCCAUGGGCUGGAUACUGUGGCAUUCGCAGCAGAGGAAAGACUGCUAGAUUCAUGGAGCAGGUCUACACAGCCAUGUACUUUGCGAUCUUUGGACCUUUCGGUUUGUACGUGAUGAAACAGACGGAUAUCUGGUACUUCAACACCACCGCCAUGUUUGAGGGUUUCCCUCACCGGGAGCACGUCGCCAUCUUCAAGGCCUAUUACCUGCUCCAGGCUAGUUACUGGGCUCAGCAAGCGAUUGUGUUGCUGCUGCAGCUCGAAAAGCCCCGGAAGGAUUUCAAGGAGCUUGUCGGUCAUCACAUCAUCACUUUGGCGCUGAUCGGGUUGAGUUACCGCUUCCACUUCACCUAUAUGGGCAUUGCGGUCUAUAUCACCCACGACAUCUCAGAUUUCUUCCUAGCGACCUCAAAAACCCUCAACUACCUCGACUCCAUCAUCACUAUACCAUACUUUGGCACCUUCGUCGUUAUGUGGAUCUACCUCCGCCAUGUCCUCAACCUGAAGAUCCUCUGGGCCGUGCUGACCGAAUUCCGCACUGUCGGACCCUACGAGCUCAACUGGGAGACCCAACAAUACAAGUGCUGGAUCAGUCAGGUCAUCACCUUCGUCCUGCUGGCCAGUCUGCAAGCUGUCAAUCUCUUCUGGCUCUUCUUGAUCCUUCGCAUUCUCAAGAACUACAUCUUCAACAGCGUGAAGAAGGACGAGAGAAGCGACGACGAGACCGAAGAGGAACUCGAGCAGGAGGCAGAGAGCCAUGCUGCCCUUGCCACUGGAGCUGAGCAACCUUUUCUCACCGCUCGCAAUACAAACAAGGCCCCUCAGGUCUUCGUCAACGGCGAGCCUCUUGGCGCAAAAGCCAACUCUUAGUGCUUGAUGCUGAGAGCCAACCGAGUAUUUCCUUACUGUCACUUUGGGCAUGAAUAGCUCGCUGAGCUUUGUCUAUAUCACGAAUUUGACUUGUCUGGCGAUGCUUGACAAGCUUUUUUUUUAUUCUCUGUUAUAUUGCGACGGUUCCAUGGUGAAUGACAAAUUACAAAUUUCUCUUUCUGCAAAGAUACUUUUUCAACCCCUUUCUGUGACUGACGUUGUGCAUGGCGAAGCUGAAUGGAUAUAGUAACGAUUUUUCUUGAGUGGGCAGUUCAUUGUACUUUUUUAGUGGAUGGCCUUGAAGACCACCUUCUGCCAAGCUAAUGAUAAUCAUAAUAAUAGAUUUGCGCUGGUGAUUUU